Messenger RNA from Pollicipes pollicipes, 456 nucleotides. RefSeq lists its product as uncharacterized. The record is from RefSeq and is a predicted model, not a curated record. Lineage: Eukaryota; Metazoa; Arthropoda; Thecostraca; Pollicipedomorpha; Pollicipedidae. Bases 22 to 456 code for a protein of 144 amino acids. The transcript has 3 exons.
ACCGUCGUUGAACUGAGAAACAUGUCAGAAUCAGAAGUGACGAAAACCACACUGCUUCCCAGACAGCAGAUCGUGAUGGGACAUGCUGAUUCCUCGGCCGUCCAGAGCGUGGGCAAUGCCUCGCUGUCCGACCGUGGCCGCUGUACUCCACCGCGCACUCGUCCCAGCUGCGAGUCGGAGCUGGACCCGCCAGAGGUGCCACAGAAGCCAGCGGCAGCGGCAGCGGCAGCGGCAGCGGCAGCGGCAGCGGCAGCGGCAGCGGCAGCUGACAGGGUGAAGAGGAGACCGUACGUUCCGCCGAAGGUUCAGCUUGGAGCGUGGACCGGCCUUGACCGAGAGGUGCAGCUGAUGGAGGACAGCGACUACAUCAUCCGAGCGCACUCGGCAGCGGGCCCGGCACCCGUCUUGCUGCGAGGCGUCCCGAAGGUCCAACAGCGAGGACGACUGCAUGUCUGA